ACUAUUUUGGUCUGAAUGCUCGUUCAUUAAAAGUCAUGGUGUAAAAACUGUGAUUUUAUACGAAAAAAUAAUGUGUGCAAAUAAUAAGAGGAUUCUAAUGUGACGUAACAUUCAUACUGGAUAUUUACAACGCUAUAUUGAGAUAAAAAUGACUUAAAAAUGUCUGGCGGCAAGAACAAACGCUCGAAGCGUCAUGAGGGCUGGGAGGAAGCAGGGGGUGAGUUCUACCAAGAACUCUACCCCGGGGGUGAACAGGAACUAUUUGAGAACUUACAGAGGGCUGAUGCAGCUAAAUUGGCAACUCUACUGCCUUCGAAGCAGGCCAGGAAUACAACCACGUCAAAGCGCGCGCGGUCGCAGAACGAGCGCAGACAAUCGACCUUCGCGCGCACAACGCAGAGUCGUGACAUACACCUCUCCAUGUUGCCGGAUUUAUCGGAAAAUCUGUCAAAUGAGGAACGGACUUGGGAGGAGAUCAUGCAGAUUAAAGCCAUGCCGGUGCCCAUGAACCAGAAACUCGAAAUAAAAUCAAGACUACAGAAUGCGACAAAACUUCGUCUCCAGGGUUUGGAACAAUUGCAAUGGAGGCAGCGUAAAGUCUUGCAUCGGUUUCGGAUACGUUUCGCGGAAAUCGUCGGCAAACUGGAAUUAUGGCAAUCAGCCUUGCGGGAAAUCGAGGGGAAGUUCGGAACGGGCGUCGUGUCGUAUUUCCUGUUCCUGAGGUGGUUGUUAUUUCUAAACUUAGUGAUAUCGAUAUUCGUCGUAACGUUCCUUAUUCUGCCAAAUGUGUUUCUCGUCGAAGUCGAACACGACUGCGACGAGUUCGUCGAGAAUUCGACAAUAUGCUGUUCACAGGCUUACUUGCAGCGGAACUUAACGGACAACAACGUAAUAUUAGACUUAAUUCAGGGUACGGGCUGGAUGGAACGCACGAUUCUAUUCUACGGCGUAUAUAGUGACCAAGUUUACUCUUACUUUGUUAAAAAUCUAUGGGACGCCGAAAUGUUCUAUAACAUGCCCUUAGCGUAUAUUUUAAUACCCAUAUCCUGGACGCUUUUCUCCCUGAUAGCCAUCGUCAAAACGGCAGCUAAGGGGUUCAAGGAGAGAUUAGUGGAAAACGAAGGGCAGUUCUACAUGUACUGCAAUCUUGUGUUUGGGGGCUGGGAUUUUUGUAUCCAUAACGACAAAUCCGCUAAAAUUAAACACAAAGCGUUGUACAACGAAGUCAAAGGAUGCUUGGAAGAAGAGAAGUACAAAGAAGAGAAGCAGUCGCGAACGAGAGAGAGCCAAAUACUCAUGCAUUUAAAGAGGAUACUCAUUAACUUAUUAGUUUUCGUAAUACUCGUCGGUUCUGGGAUUCUUAUAUACGUAGUUUUCAACCAAGCGAUGGACAAGUUGAAUGAGGAACAGUUCCCUUCAAUGGAAAUCGAAUUCGAAAAUAUUACGGAAAAAUCGACCUUAAGUCCAUAUCGGGACAAUUCAUAUUCGAUCUGGCGGUUUCGUAACACGUUGCUCGAAUUUCUUCCAUUUAUAGCUAUAGGGGUAUUGAAUAUAUUCAUACCGGAAAUAUUCGGUUAUUUGAUAAAAUUCGAAACGUAUACGCCGGCUAAUGCGAUUAUAAUUACGCUGCUAAGGACCGUUUUGUUACGGUUAUCGUCGCUGGCUGUUCUGCUCAGUCAAAUAUACAUACAGAUCUCUGAUCCUGAUAGAGUUAGAUGUGCGGUUUUCGACGAGGAGUUCAGACAGGAGUGCUGGGAAACAUACGUCGGGCAGCAGUUGUAUAAGCUGCUCUUGACGGAUUUCGCUUUACAGUUCGUGAUGACGUUCUUUAUCAAUCUCCCGAGGUCCUUCAUAGCCAGACACAGCAACAGCAGGUGCUUAAAGAUAAUCGGCACGCAGGAUUUUUAUCUUCCAAAACACGUUUUAGACAUAGUUUAUAUCCAGACCAUAGUUUGGAUGGGCGCAUUUUUCUGUCCGUUUCUACCAAUCAUCGGUACAAUUUUCUGUUUUCUCAUAUUUUACAUAAAAAAAUUCGCCUGCUUAACGAAUUGUACGCCGUCUCCGAUCGUGUACAAGGCGUCUAAGUCGAAGUCAUUGUUUAUGUCGGUUUUGCUUCUCGGUUUUGUGAUAUCAAUCUUGCCGGUUGCGUAUUCGGUAGCUGAAAUAUCGCCAUCUUGGAACUGCGGUCCGUUCAGAGGUUACGAGACCGUUUGGUCUUUUGUUGUGGAAACCUUCGAGGCGUUUCCAUAUUUGAUUAGGGAAUUCGUUUUCCUGAUUGGUACAUCGACAUUCGCUGUCCCAGCAUUCGCUAUACUAUUAUUCUUUUUGUAUUAUUACUGGGCUGUGGCUGCAGCUAAUAGGCAUAUGGUUGAGGUUCUUAAGAACCAGCUGGUUUUAGAAGGUCACGAUAAACAGUUCUUGCUGAACAGGCUAAGCGCCUUCAUAAGACAGCACCAGAAAAGAUGUGAGAGGCGAAAUAGAGCUAGUUUUGCGGAUGAUGACUCCUCUAUUCAACAUAGUUCUAGAUAAAAUACUUAGUUGUGUAUGGUUCAGGACGAUCUAAUUUUUACAUCAAGUUAUGCGAAAAAAGUGCCAAUAUCCAAAUACGAUUAUAAAUAGACACAUUUAAAGUGCCAUCUGCCAGUUUUUGUUGUUUUUUGGCACAUGUUCCAUUGCCAUGGCCCAAAUUUCGGAAAAUGUACAAAUUCGGUUGAAAUUGAUCAUUCUACAUUCCUUCUUUGAUUUCGUCUUUUUCAUUAUCCUAAAUUAUUUUUUUAUUUUGGUGCUACGCCUGAGUUUGAAACGUUUAACGAGCAUUCCAGAUUAAUGCAGCAUAGGACUAGUCAACUAAGUUUUCUUUAAUUAAGUUUCUUAUUCCAUUUUAAUGAUAUUUUUGCAAUCCAGAUAGAUUUUUUCUUAUAUUACGCUCUCUCGUUGUGAAUUUCCACUUAAAUUACUGGCAAUGUUUGCGUUUUCAUCUUUUUUGACAUUCUCCAGAAAGUCACGCACAAAUGCACAGUUUCGUAAACUUUUGCCACCAACAUAUGUUGACAACACAAAAUUAACUUUUGUGACGACUCAGCUUUACGUAAUUGACGCUAUGUUGUAAGUAAUAACUGUACAUAGCAUUUAUUAGUUAAAUUUAGUAAUUUUUUAGUUUAGUGAUCUCAGUAAAUUUAAAAUAUACACAUUUAAAUUUAAGAUUUCAUUAAUGAAAUAGUCAAAUGUUGUAUCCGAGUUAGCUUGGUCUAGGUCUUAAAACAGUGCCUGUAGUGAGUAGCUUAGGUUCCUAAAACUAAGACAUCUCCAUACGAAUAAUUUAAUAACAUUGAAUUGAAUACAAUAAUUUUGUUGCGUUGAUUUAGUAAAAUAUCAUAAACUUAAUAUUUCUUUGUUCCUUGGUAAUUACAUCUAAGUAUUUUGUUUUAUCAAUGUAAACAAUUCGUCUAAUGUCUUACCAAAAUUAACAUUGGUGCGAAGCAGUUCAGUUUAGUUUCAAAACAAUUUUUGCUAUUGUAAUCACAACGAAUGCCUUUAAAAGAAAUACUCAUAAUGCGUUCCUAUCGCUUAAAGUUAACUUUAGUUUAAUUGCCUCAAGUCCCGUGACUGUUGGCGUAUUGGCAUUUUAAGAAUUGGCUAAUAGUUCUUGCGGGGCCAUCAUGCCAUUUGCUUUUUCAUACUAUGCUGUUGAUUAUUUCGUUUCUGGAACAUUCUAUGCAAUAUCGGUGUCAUUUCUAUAAUCUCUGAUUUUGUCGACUUAUAAAUAUUUUAUUUUAAUUUUCGGUCAUAUUAAAUGAUGAAAUUGUAUAUUAAAUGAUUGUGAACCGUUGUGAUAUGUAUAUUUUUAUUAUUUAUUUAUCGAGUAUGUCUGGAACUACUAUUUUAUUGCCUUAGUCUGUAUGCAGGCAGAGCCCAAAAUAAUAUUCCGAUUUAGUGCACUCAGGUCCUGUCAUACCUACAGUGUAUAUUAUACUUUGAUUGAAGAUUAUUGUCCCAUCUAGAAAUGUUUGUUUCGUGAUUUUAGAUUUAACUAGAGAGUGAAAUCUCUAAACUUAUUAUAAUAACCAUAGAUUUUAUACGAUUUAUAGUUAGUCCAAUUAGAACGCCUAGAUGUCCUUAAAUUAGUAAAAUUUUAAAAACAAUGGUACUGUUUCUGUCUUUCUCGUUCACUGCGCUAAUUCGACAGGACUGAUCAUCUAUCUCUUUUGCACAUACAUGUAGUGUUAAUAUUCAAAAAUAAAACAUUUUUAAAACAAUUUUUUAUUGAAUCUAAAUGCUGUUACAGAUUAUCAAGAUAUUAUUAAUAAUGGGUCUAUAAAAGAAUAAACUAAAAAUCAUCAUCUCCAUUUUUUAUAUAUUUUAUAAUUUAGUACUAAAUUUUUUUUUAUGUCACCAACACCAAAAACGGAUGCAAAAUAUUAGAGUAAUUAGUCGUGUGGAACUGGUUUUAACAAUUCAAUUAAAAUAUUUGUAUUAAUGAAACUAAAUAAAAACUAUUUAUUUACAAGUAUUUUCGUCCUGUCAAAUAAGUAUCGUAGAAUUUGUUGAUUAGAAUCAGUAUCAGUAUCACAUACACUGUACAUAUACAUAAUAUUUAAUAGCACAAAAGCACGGCUAAAAUUAAUUAUAAAAUCAAUUGUAAAACGAUAAUAUUACGAAAAAACAUUUGUUAAAUCGGCCUCACACUGAAACGUUUGGCGGAUGUUUAGUUUAAAAUUCGUCUUUCUGGCAACAUUGAUUUGACAUUAGGAAGAAGACAGGUUUAACUAACUAUCUGCUAAAGAAUAUAUAUUAGUGAGGCCGUAUAUCAUUAAAAUUUUAAAUGCGACUUAAAUAUUAUGUAUUGAAAUAGAAAAAAAUAAUUAUUCGAAAUUCAAAUAUUCGUAUUAUAAAUGCAACUGUUGUAUAAAAGGUAAUUAUUGUAAAAUUUGUAUAAAUUAUCGAAGUAAUUUGUAAAUUUAAAGUAUUGUAAAGUAAAAUUUCGCGUUAACAACAAAUUAAGUGUUGCAUUUUGAGUACGAUUUGAAUUUUAACAUCAGUAAUGUGUAGAUAAUAUGAAAAUAGAGAAUUUUAAGAUAAUGUAAGAUUUAUUUGUAAAGUAUUAUAAAUAUACGCCAUUAUAGAAGCGUGCAGAUUAUAAAUAUUAUAGAUAAACUC
Messenger RNA from Vanessa atalanta (red admiral), 5157 nucleotides. RefSeq names its product transmembrane channel-like protein 7. Gene Ontology annotation, molecular function: mechanosensitive monoatomic ion channel activity. Lineage: Eukaryota; Metazoa; Arthropoda; Insecta; Lepidoptera; Nymphalidae. The coding region runs from base 160 to 2529 and encodes 789 amino acids. The transcript is spliced from 5 exons. Gene Ontology annotation, cellular component: plasma membrane. The record is from RefSeq and is a predicted model, not a curated record.